AUGGCAAAAAAGAUGAAGACAGACGCUGCCAUCAUCAUCGUGGGCGCCCUGGCCUUUGGUUUGACCACGGCGUAUGAGCUGGCUUCUGAAGGCUAUCACAACAUCACAGUCCUGCAUCGGCAUGUUGCCCCAGUUCCUGACGGCUCGAGCGUAGACAUCUCACGUGUGAUGCAAUUCGACUAUGCAGAUCCAGACUAUCUUCGCCUGGCCUAUGAUGCGGAUAAGAAGUGGUCACAACGUCCCAAGUACAGCCACACUUUUGGUCCCUCGGCGUUUCUCCUCACCAGCAACACGAGGAACCCGGGCACUUACAUCGACAGGACCACGGCGGCAUUGGCCAAGGCAAGUCUACCAUGGAGGAAAUUGGACACUGUUGAGGCCGCCAGGCGCCUGUACCAGGUUCUCAGCGGGCCAUUGGCAGGUCCUAAUUUCGAAUGUUACCAGCACGAGCAGGCUAGCUGGGUCGACACUGAGAAUGCCAUCACUUAA
This is a messenger RNA of Fonsecaea pedrosoi CBS 271.37, 489 nucleotides long. RefSeq lists its product as uncharacterized. Lineage: Eukaryota; Fungi; Ascomycota; Eurotiomycetes; Chaetothyriales; Herpotrichiellaceae. Bases 1 to 489 code for a protein of 162 amino acids. The record is from RefSeq and is a predicted model, not a curated record. Gene Ontology annotation, molecular function: flavin adenine dinucleotide binding; sarcosine oxidase activity; L-pipecolate oxidase activity. The transcript has 2 exons.